This is a messenger RNA of Sturnus vulgaris (Common starling), 2802 nucleotides long. RefSeq names its product ATPase H+ transporting V0 subunit a2 (gene ATP6V0A2). Gene Ontology annotation, biological process: proton transmembrane transport; vacuolar acidification. Gene Ontology annotation, molecular function: ATPase binding; proton-transporting ATPase activity, rotational mechanism. The record is from RefSeq and is a predicted model, not a curated record. Lineage: Eukaryota; Metazoa; Chordata; Aves; Passeriformes; Sturnidae. Gene Ontology annotation, cellular component: vacuolar proton-transporting V-type ATPase, V0 domain; vacuolar proton-transporting V-type ATPase complex; plasma membrane.
GCCGCCAUGGGCGCGCUGUUCCGCGGCGAGCCCGUGUGCCUGGCGCAGCUCUUCCUGCAGAGCGGCUCGGCCUACGAGUGCCUCAGCGAGGUGGGCGAGCGCGGCCUGGCCGAGUUCCGAGACCUUAACCCAAAUGUAAGUGUGUUUCAGAGAAAAUAUGUGAAUGAAGUGAAGAAAUGUGAAGAAAUGGAAAGAAUACUUGGGUAUUUAGUACAAGAAAUUAAAAAAGCAGAUAUUCCACUUCCUGAAGGAGACGUUGCUCCUCCUGCCCCCUUGCUGAAACACAUUUUAGAAAUUCAGGAACAGCUGCAGAAGCUGGAGACGGAAUUGAGGGAAAUAACUAAAAACAAAGAAAAAUUGAGGAAAAACCUGCUUGAACUGACAGAAUACAAGUACAUGUUACAGAUCACACAGAAUUUUGUUAGGAGACCACCUGAGUAUGAAUCCCAUUUACAUGGAAAUUUGGAAGAAUUUCCUUCUGUAGAAAACGAGCCAUUGGUGGAUUUCAACCGCACGCACAGACUGAGUGCCUCCCUGGGAUUCAUAUCUGGGUUAGUUCACAUAGCAAAGAUUGAAGCAUUUGAAAAAAUGCUGUGGAGAGUCUGUAAAGGCUAUCCCUUUCUUACCUAUGCAGAGUUGGAUAAGGCUCUGGAAGAUCCAGAUACAGGUGAAACCACAAAGUGGGCUGUUUUUUUAGUGUCCUAUUGGGGUGAACAAAUUGGUCAAAAAGUUAAGAAGAUUUGUGACUGCUAUCGCUGUCACGUGUACCCCUACCCCGACACCACCGAGGAGCGCCAGGCCGUGGUCGAAGGACUCAAUGUUCGUAUUCAGGAUCUUGAAACUGUGCUGAAUAAAACUGAGGAAUACUUGCGCCAGGUCUUGUAUAAGGCAUCGGAAUCCAUCUAUACUUGGGUUAUCCAGGUGAAGAAGAUGAAAGCCAUUUACCACGUCCUCAACCUGUGCAGUUUUGAUGUCACAAACAAAUGUUUAAUUGCUGAGGUUUGGUGUCCAGUGGCUGAUCUCCAGAAUUUACGCCAUGCAUUGGAGGAAGGCUCAAGGAAGAGUGGAGCUACAGUUUCCUCCUUCAUGAAUACCAUCCCAACAACACAACCUCCCCCAACUUUGAUACGUACCAAUAAAUUCACCUCAGGGUUCCAGAACAUCGUUGAUGCUUAUGGAGUUGGAAACUAUGGGGAAGUUAAUCCAGCUCUCUUUACCAUCAUCACUUUCCCCUUCUUGUUUGCUGUUAUGUUUGGAGACUUCGGGCAUGGACUGCUCAUGUUCUUAUUUGCACUCCUGACAAUAUUGUAUGAAAACCACCCUAGGCUGAAAAGAGCACAAGAUGAGAUAAUGAAAAUGUUAUUUGAAGGCCGAUACGUGAUACUGUUAAUGGGGCUGUUUUCCAUAUACACUGGAUUGAUCUAUAAUGACUGCUUUUCAAAGUCAAUAAAUAUAUUUGGAUCUGGAUGGAAUGUUUCAGCAAUGUUUGAGCAGAAGGUUUGGAGCACUGAGGAUGUGAAGUCUAAUCGAUAUUUAGCCCUGGAUCCAAAUAUUUCUGGUGUCUACAAUGGAGCUUAUCCCUUUGGGAUUGAUCCGAUAUGGAAUUUGGCAAGCAACCGUCUCACUUUCUUAAAUUCAUUCAAAAUGAAAAUGUCUGUGAUUUUUGGAGUGACUCACAUGACAUUUGGAGUUGUAUUGGGGCUGUUUAACCACUUGCAUUUCAAGAAGACCUAUAAUGUUUAUUUGGUUUUUAUUCCUGAACUUUUAUUCAUGUUGUGCAUAUUUGGCUACCUAGUGUUCAUGAUCUUCUUUAAAUGGUUGGCAUACUCUGCAGAGGACUCCACUGCUGCCCCCAGUAUUCUGAUUCAAUUUAUUAACAUGUUCCUGUUUCCUAGUGCUGAAACAAAGAGCUUCUUCAGUGGCCAGAUUCCUCUGCAGAAAUUUUUACUUAGUGUUGCUUUGCUUUGUGUUCCUGUAAUGCUGCUUGGUAAACCACUUUAUUUAUACUGGUUGCACAGUGGAGGCCGAGGCAUAAGAAUGUACAGGAGUGGCUACAAGCUCGUCCGAAAGGAAAGUGAGGAAGAGCUUUGUCUCCUGUCGUGUCAUGAUCUCGAGGAAGGUGUCAAUCAUUCAGACAGUGGGCACAGAGAAGGAGAUGCAGAAGAGUUUAACUUUGCAGAUGUUUUUAUGAAUCAAGCAAUUCACACCAUUGAAUACUGUCUGGGAUGCAUCUCUAACACAGCUUCAUACCUGAGACUCUGGGCAUUAAGUCUUGCUCAUGCACAGUUAUCAGAAGUUCUGUGGCAGAUGGUGAUGAGAGUGGGUCUGCGUGUAGAUACGAAGUACGGUGUCUUGCUGCUAAUCCCUGUUCUGGCAUUCUUUGCUGUGCUGACAGUUUUUAUUCUGCUGGUCAUGGAGGGGCUUUCUGCUUUCCUCCAUGCCAUACGACUUCACUGGGUGGAAUUUCAGAACAAAUUCUACUCCGGUGGAGGAUACAAGUUUACGCCUUUCUCUUUUAAGCACAUUUCUUUACAUUUUAAUAAAGAUGGUGCAUUAUAAUUCGGCUGCUGUCAGCAGAAAUGUUUGGAAUUGUCUGCAAAUAACUGCAUGAUUGGAUCUUGCCUAUGAAUGGUUUCUUGUGGAACAAAUGAGUUUUCACUGAUUGCCUUAUAAUGCAGCCAAACACUUCUGUAAAACAUACCUCCUAUAGAAAGACAUAGCAGAUCUGGAGCAUCUUGUAAAAUAUAUAGAUAGAAAAUGUACAUUUUUCUUGAUAAACUAAUGUUGUAAAUUAAUUUUAUU